This is a messenger RNA of Rhagoletis zephyria (snowberry fruit fly), 1813 nucleotides long. The record is from RefSeq and is a predicted model, not a curated record. Lineage: Eukaryota; Metazoa; Arthropoda; Insecta; Diptera; Tephritidae.
AUGGAUCGCUUCACAACUCUCCUGUCAUCUGCUGAACUUGCCGUACAGGACCUCUACAAAAGGGAGAAACUCUGCCGUGAAAACGUUGAUCAGCUGACCGAGGAACAAUGGCAACUUCAGCUGGCUCAGCUGCGCUUGCAAAAAGAGCAAGUUAAAGCUUCAGCCAACUUGGUGGAACAACAACUUGGGCCAGUUCAAAGGCGCCUCAAACAAAUUAGAAGAGCUCGCAAGUUGCGCCGAAAGAACCGAGCACUACACAAACAACUUGUGAAGGCGGCUGAUGACGAACACAACAGGCGAGUACAAUUAACAUUCAAGCAGCAAACAGAAAAAGAAAAAGCAAGACGAGAACAAUUCGAACUUGAUCAACUUGAUCGUGAAGAUGCUAACUGUAUGCUGAAUGAAAUAUUACGAAAGAAGAAAGACCUGAUAGCGUUUCACCAGAAAGUAAUUUCCCUAGAACAGUACCAAUUAGUAGCAACUCAAUCCGAGUCGGGGCCUUCGAGUAAAAAUCCCGAUGCAUUUUUUCAGCUAAAGGAAAGCAUCAUCAAUCGGCUUGUGCAGUAUAACAAGGAAGAAAACUACAUAAAGCAGGUGUUCAACAAAGCAACCACAUGUCAGGUCGAGAAGACAACACUCGACCAGGAGGCGCAACAGCAGGCUACGCUGAAGAAGCUGCUGAAGAAGCAUCCUGAUCAGUGGCAGAGCGCUUUCAUCGAUAAGAUAUUGCACAAAGAGGAGUUCGGUCCGGCAGCAGAAUUUGAUAGCAUUCCUGCAGAAUGGAGCAAGUAUGUGUCUGCCAGUACGAUUAGUUGCGAUCUUCCGACUGAAAACCACAGCCAACCAACAACGUCAGCCAGUGAAGUGUUCAUCGUCGCGGCGAAGCGAACUCCCAUCGGCGCCUUCCAGGGAAAGCUCGCCUCGCUGCAGGCCACCCAGCUGGGCUCCAUUGCCAUUCGAUCCUGUCUGGAGCAGGCGGGCAUCUCCGGUGAGCACGUCGACGAGGUCAUCUUUGGCAAUGUCCUCUCCGCCGGUGAGGGCCAGACGCCAGCUCGUCAGGCGGCCCUCAAUGCUGGCAUCAGCAAGACGACGCCCUGCACCACCAUCAACAAGGUCUGCGCCUCGGGCAUGAAGGCCCUGGCCUGGGGAACGCAGACGAUCAUCGCCGGCGACAAUGACGUCGUCGUGACGGGCGGAAUGGAGAGCAUGUCCAAUGUGCCUUACUACCAGACUCGAGGCGCCACGCCGUAUGGUGGCAUCAGCAUGGUGGACGGCAUCGUCCAGGACGGCCUCACUGACGCCUUUGAGAAGAUCCACAUGGGCCUGUGCACUGAAAACCUGGCGAAGACCUUUGCAAUUAAUCGAGAGGACACGGACGAGUUCGCCAAGCAGUCGUAUCUGAAGGCGGCCAAGGCUCGUGACAGUGGCAUUCUGGCGAAGGAGAUCACCCCGGUGAAGAUACCGGGCAGGAAGGGAAAGCCAGAUGAGAUUGUUGAGGUGGAUGAGGAGAUUUCCAAGGUGAGCUUCGAGAAGAUGCCUCACCUGAAUCCGUGCUUCCAGCGAGAUACGGGCACCAUCACCGCUGCCAAUGCCAGCUCCAUUAACGACGGCGCCGCUGCCUGCAUUCUCAUGUCUGAGGCGGCAGUGAAGAAGUACAAUGCCACACCGCUGGCCAAGGUCAUUGCCUACGCUGAUGCUGCCAUCGAUCCCAUCGAUUUUGGCAUUGCACCCGCUUACGCCAUUGAAAAGCUGCUGAACAAGGCACACGUGCACAAGUCGGAAAUUUCCCACUGGGAGCUGAAUGAGGCGUUCA